CGUUCCCCGUUCCUAUGUUCCUAUGUUCCUACAUUCUGCUUUGCUUAUUUUGUUUACAUAAACCUAACAUUUAUCUCUUUUAAGUGACCAUGAAUAAUGGAUGAUCGCCUAUGACUGAACUCCUGGCUUCGUUUCUAUCAUGUGAUUUGACCAAUUUUCUUGAAAUGUAUCUGUAAUUGACGGAGUAAGCUGUAUAAGACGAAUAUAAGUUUGUGGCCGGUCUCCGGAUGCCUGUCACAAUGGCCCCAUCUUCAACAGAAGCUCAUAUGUUGUCAGAUGAAGAUUACUUAGUAUUAAGAGCUAAGCAGGCAUUUACAAUCGACCCACAUGCAGCCAAAGCAUGGAUGUUAACUGCUAAAACCUUGUAUCCAAAUAAUUUCGCAGUCCAGUUUGAGGCUUAUAACAUUGUAAAGUCUGCUAAAAAUGUAAAAGAAGCUGCCAAAUGUUUUGAGACUUUGCUUCAACAGUUUCAAGGUGAUAAUAAGCUUUGGCAUGAAGUUGAAUUACUUACACGUGCAUUGCGGUCAGACAAUGCAGAAUCUGAGCCUUCAUUUCUUCGAGCAAUGUUUGCAAAUUUAUCCACAGAUGCCCAACAACAACUACUACAGGUGACAGCAGACCGUAGUAAGGAUACUAUGGAGCACUGCCGUCUUCUGAUGAUUCUUCUCUCGCGUUUUCCACAUGCAGUAGCCAAACAUGGUCCCCGACUUGUUGAUACUCUUCUAUCAGCAGAGAAACAUAGUCAUUGUCCGAGUGCAAACAACUGUUAUCGAAAGCUGUUAGUUUGUGAACUAGUUCCUUUAAUGGGUUCAAGCCCAAUUCCUGUUGAACUUCCACUCCGGCAGAUAUAUAGACUAAUGCAUAAACUGGUUGAAUAUUACAUGUUAUGUUUACUAACUCAAGACUCAAGUGAAGCUGAUCCCUGGGAAAAAAUUUUCCAAGGAUUUUGGUCAUUAGGUCUUAUGUUAAAUUGGGAUCUGGCAAAAAUGUUUAGUCAACCAUGGGGACGUGAACUCUAUUGGCAGCAAAUCCUUAAUAACAAUGAGCAUUUACAUCACUCUUUAGAUCCUGAAAGUCACGAGGUGCGCCAACAUGUUUAUUGUACAGGAAUCUUUUUCAUGCGCUGUUUGCAUGAAUACACAUCUUCUCUUCAGAGUGGUGAGCAUCAGCUUGUAUUGCUGGAGGCAUUUGUAAUGCCCAUACCUGAACGAGAAACCUCUGAACCACCACCCAAACGCCGCAAAGGAGAUGAUUCUUUGCCUCUUGUAACUGUUGAUACACCCACCUCAAGUAAUUCUGGAAGUUCUCCUACAAACCCAUCCUCUGGUGUGAUAAAUUGUAAUCAAUCAACUAGCUCCCAUAGAGAUCGUGCAGUUUUCACUUCAUCUGUUGUGGCAAAUCUCACGACUGCACUGCGUUGCUGGAGCAUGAUCAACUCAAAGGAUGCAAUUCAAAGAGGAGUAACAAAACUGCUGCAAAUGGUUGGUGUUGAUAUGUGGUUAUCUGCUUUUCAUCAAGAUGUUCAACUUUAUAGAGGAGAGGUGAACGAGUUGGUCACCCACCUUUUGCAAGUUGAGAACCCUGGAGGAACAGUACUUAGCCAAACACAAAAUACUAUGUCGGUAAAUGCUUCUGUAGUUCAAAAUUUGCGCCUCUCCUCUGGGUUUUUCUAUUUGCGGCAACUUCCUGCUGCUGUUGAUCGAGCAUUGCAAAUAAUUGGAAUGUUAGGCAGUAUACCAGUUGGAGGAACACUUUCCUCUAAUCUCCUUAAGCAGACCCAUUCGCAGCGUCAUAUACACUUGUUGCCACUUACACGCACUUCUGUCCUUCAGUAUUGUGUCCAUCUUAUCCUAUCUGCUCUUCAGCAGCAUUUUGUAUCGCAACCACCUGGAGGUGGCGCCACAACUACUGAGCUAGACAUGUGUGUAGGAAAUAUGCUCGUACUCCUUCAAUUAGAAUUAGGAGAUACAAAUCAACCAAUGCCCGGCGCUAUUGAUCUGUUGACUAAACUUGUAUCUCAUAUUCGCUCAAGAUCUUCAUUUUCUUAUCCAAUUUUUACCAAUUAUAUUGUAAAUACUGACAUUCUUGAAGAAAUUAUGCAUCUUGCAACAAAGCAAGAAGGUUCUGUGGCAUUUGAAAUAGCCCCCCCAUCAAGCACACAGCUUACAAGUCAAAGACGAAUAUCAACUCGAGGUGUGGACAAAGGUGCUAAGGAAGACUUUAAAUCGGCGAUGAGGAGACAAGUGGCAAGAAGUGAUGAGCCAGUUGAGUCACUUCUCAUCAAAUUUUUGACAAGUGAACAAGACUACGUUAGAAGAUUAUUAUGGCCUCAAACGAAGGCAUACGCUCCAAGAAUGUGAGUUCUCAAUUUUUUUAAAUAAAAUAUAUGAUGAAUUAUUUAAA
Molecule: messenger RNA, 2403 nt
Organism: Frankliniella occidentalis (western flower thrips)
Lineage: Eukaryota; Metazoa; Arthropoda; Insecta; Thysanoptera; Thripidae
Gene: IntS10
Product: integrator complex subunit 10
Exons: 14
Coding region: 228-2360 (710 amino acids)
Biological process (GO): snRNA processing
Cellular component (GO): integrator complex
Source: RefSeq, a predicted model, not a curated record